Messenger RNA from Mustela lutreola (European mink), 588 nucleotides. RefSeq names its product oocyte-secreted protein 2-like. The transcript has 5 exons. The record is from RefSeq and is a predicted model, not a curated record. Lineage: Eukaryota; Metazoa; Chordata; Mammalia; Carnivora; Mustelidae. Bases 1 to 582 code for a protein of 193 amino acids.
AUGAUUCUGUGCUGCACCUCCCUUCCAACCCCAAUCCCUCCUGCAGACUCUAAGCCAGAGGUGCGUGAUGAUCAGAGGGAAGACAGGAAUCUCUACUUUCUCAAGAUAGUGAUUAACAAGGGUAUUCAGGAUGUGUUUGUACAAACCAGCCUUCCAGCACGUAUACCAUACAACCUCUGGUUAGUGAAAGUAAGUUGUUCUAUGGACUGGUUGAUGAUUUCAGUUAGCCCAUGUGGGUACAGCAGCAAUCUGUAUAUAUUUGCUGAUGAAUUAUAUCUGGGAUCAGGUUGCCCUGUGACUCGGAUACAAACAUAUGCAUAUGAUUUUAUAUACCCUGUAUAUGACUGUGGGAUCAGGAUAAAGGUUGUUUCGGAGGAUACUCUCCUUUUCCAAACUGAGAUGUACUUUAACCCUCGGAAUCUGCAUUGUGACCCUCAGAAGAUCCCUUUGGAGUGUUCUGCCUCUAGGAAAUCAGUGUGGCUUACACCAGUUUCUACAGAAAAUGAAAUAAAAUUGGACCCCAGUCCCUUUAUUGCUGACUUUGAGACAACACCGGAAGAACUAGGCUUACUAAGUCCUUAAGGAAGA